Molecule: messenger RNA, 1926 nt
Organism: Cryphonectria parasitica EP155
Lineage: Eukaryota; Fungi; Ascomycota; Sordariomycetes; Diaporthales; Cryphonectriaceae
Exons: 3
Coding region: 1-1926 (641 amino acids)
Source: RefSeq, a predicted model, not a curated record
AUGUCGUCAACAAGUUCAGGGUCCAAGAAGUCGGGGAAGUGGUGGAGGGUCUGGCAACGAUUCAAGAAAAAAGAUGUGAAUCCGGAGGUGACGUUCAAGGCAGAUAAAUGGGAGUCCGCGACAAUGAUCAUCUGGCUAGGGGCUUCCUGGACGCCCUUCAACCUCGGCGACGCAACGGUCGGUGGCAUCUCAGUCGACGUCGACCUGCAGCUGGCAGCGAUAGGUCUCAUCAACAAGGUGAUGGACACCUUUGUGCAGUCCUCUCUGAAACACACGGCCUCGGUGGUGCUCACCAUCUGGAUGGCGUUCGGGGUCAGGGGCGCUGGCCUGCUCGACCUGGAGCUGGAGAAGGAGUUGACAGAGCCGCUGACUUGUAUUGUGAACUUCUACAAGCGGGCCUCCCUGAACGGAUGGAAGAAGCUGGGGACCAGGGACAUCCUGAGGUUCCUGGCGUCUCUCUCGGUGGCUUUCUGUGUCCUGCUCUUGGGACUCGCCGUCAACACCAUCGGCAUUCCCAAGGAGCGCUGGUGGCCCACGGGGGACACCGAGGGAUACCAUCUGACGGGCAGCAUGCGAGAGAUGAUGACCAUCACCAUGCCUCGCACCCACUUUGUGAGCCUGGACUGGAACAACUACUGGAACGAGGCGUGGGAGAUGAUUGGUUCCGGGCCGGUUUCUUGGGACGCGGCGGCGGCUAUUGUAGCUGCGUCGACGUAUACACUUCUCAGCGGCAUCCCGGCACCAUACCAACAGCCUGACCCAGGCUGGUUUGCAGUGACCACCGAGAUACCUGGUUACAUGACUGGCGUGAACACUGUCGUCAACGGGUCUACCGUGCAGACCAUGUCGGUGCAGAACUCUGUGGUCCAGGACACCUUCAACUAUUUCACAGCAAAUGGGUCGCACAGCUUUCAGCGCUACGCCAAUGGCUGGCACGCGUUCCUCAAUCUGACGGUGCCCAUGCUGACCACCACCUGCACGUCUGGCUUCCCUGGUAAUGCCACGUGCGAUGGGUGCAUUGAGGUCGACGGUCCUCGAGGAGAAUCGCCGACAGAUUCCACCCUGGAGGUGACGAUCGGGGCUGUGACGGCGCUCAACUUCACCGGUGUCACCUGCAACAUGACCUUCUCCCAGGCCCUCUAUCCAGUUGGUAGCUGGAUUAUAGACGGCGCCGGCGUCUCUGUAUCACUGGACAAUUAUGGCUCCAACAAGGGCACCAAGCCGCUGCCGCUGGGGCCCUUCACAGAGGACAGGACCUGUGCUGGAGAUGUCAAGGGCGAACUCAACAGCAUCACCAGCCGUAUGAGUGGCUUGCUGGACAGCGGGAUUGUCUACCAUAUGGUGCUGACCGCCCGCAACCUGGCCUACUUCAACAAGAACUUCUCAGCAACAGACGAUGCACGCGGUAUGGCGCCCGUCAUUGCAGUGAUGGCCCAGCAUCUGGUCACCAUUGCCGACUGGAACACGACCACAUCGUCCGACCCCGAGGAGACGACUGUGUCUUUUCCGAUCCGAUGGGAGAUCUAUGCCUCUGGGCCGAGGAUGGCGUGGGAAUGGGCGGCGGUAGUGAUACUCGUCGUGGUGCUCUUGGCCCUGCUGGCUGGUGGGUUAUAUGGACUGGUUAAAGGCAUAGAGCCGGGCCCUUGGCUCGAGAAGGGGGGCAUCAUGUUGCUUGCCAACCAGUCCAAACCGAUCGACAGUGCCAAGGAGAGUGUCGGGGGCGAGGCCAGCGAGGAGGCAGAGGAGGCGACGUACUACGUGCGAGAUUCGACAGCGGCGCACGAUGAGCCUCAGCUGGUACUGGUGGACAAGAAAGGAGCGAACAAUCUUGAUUAUGUGUCAGUGGACAAGAACAAGGUGUACAACAAUACUCGCCAUCCCCAGACGAUGAACUGGCAUGAUGCUAUUCACGGGAGCGGAUAUUAG